Messenger RNA from Aspergillus versicolor CBS 583.65, 1338 nucleotides. RefSeq names its product HECT-type E3 ubiquitin transferase. The record is from RefSeq and is a predicted model, not a curated record. The transcript has 3 exons. Gene Ontology annotation, cellular component: ubiquitin ligase complex; nucleus; cytosol. Gene Ontology annotation, molecular function: ubiquitin protein ligase activity; ubiquitin conjugating enzyme binding; cyclin binding. NCBI's taxonomy places the organism in Eukaryota, Fungi, Ascomycota, Eurotiomycetes, Eurotiales, Aspergillaceae. The coding region runs from base 1 to 1338 and encodes 445 amino acids. Gene Ontology annotation, biological process: protein monoubiquitination; proteasome-mediated ubiquitin-dependent protein catabolic process; protein autoubiquitination.
AUGAGCACGGAAAACGAAGCAGGACCGCUCGGCUUGCACGCCGAAUACCUGCCUAAUAUCCGCCAAGUCAGUGUCCAGAUAUCUGCGCCCGCUGGCUCACACCCCGAGAUCGCUUUGUCCGAGUCGCGUCGCGCUGUGUCGGCGUCGCUUACCCUGCCUGAACCGGUUGGCUGUGUUUCGGAAACGAUAAAGUUGCCGGCGAGGGUUACGGAGGGCUCGAGGCGUCUUUUGAGCGGUACGGGUGCGAAUGCGGCGCGGAAUGGACAUGGUACUGGGCAGGAUGCAGGUCUCGGGAGGGAAUUCUCGUACCGGAUGCAGGUCGAUAAUGAUGCUGAAUUGAGGCAGCGGAGUGCCGUGGAUGAGCUUAUGGAUAGUUUUGUUCCGUGGUCUGCGGGCGACAUGGCGCCCUCUACUAAAUUACGAUGCAGACAGUGCGAGAGGAUUGUUAUUGAUAUGCCAACUGCAACAACCACGUCUCCGUCUAACGAGAACAGCACGAUGCAGUCUUUGGGAUUGGUGUGGAAAGACCUGCCCAGCGGGAACUGGGCUGAGAUGAUGGAUUUCUGGCAUUGCCAUAAGCCGGAUCCGCAUGAGGACGACGCUGAUAGUGCUCAUAAGCAUUCGACUGAGGAUGAAAAUUCAAAGGUCAAGGGUUAUGGUGCAUCCAACCAGGUUUUGGCAACGCCAGGGACUGUACUUGUGGACGUGGCAACGUUUCUCGUCUCCGAAAUAGACUGUAAGGACUUAAAAAAGGUCACAAAAGAACGCAGCGAUGGAUCUCUUCUGCCACCUGACGAAGAGGUUCUAUGUGACGGGUGUGACGCACUGGUUGGCGUGCAAGACACCAUAGCCAAGGGAUGGAGACUGUUCAAAACAAGCCUUGAUGCAGAGCUUCCAUCGACUGAAGAACCCGAGGGAGUACACUGGGAAAGCCAUCCGACAGAACUCGUGGUCGCUGCCCAGCUGCUGGAACUCAUCGAACGCGAGAGCGCCCGUAGAUUCAUCAUCCACUGUGGAAAGAAAGACGGUCUUUUGUUGUGGGUUUUCAACCCAGAUAUGCGAUAUUCCAACUCGAGUUCGGAACACAGCACUGCUUCGCAGCGAGCUAUGAAGAUAUUCUUCCAAACUAAGGAUCACGUUGAGGCAUUACUUCAUCCAGAGCCUGGGAAGACGUCCUCUCUGUCGUUGGAAGAACUGAGACUUCCCGUGAACACCUACGACUCUCUCCUAGCUGCACUGGAGGCCAGCAACAGAAUGCUUCCGCAGUCAGCAAGAACAUUCCAGGGGCACUGGAAAGUGGGAAUUUUGCACCGUUUUGAGAGACUGAAAUAUACUUGA